Messenger RNA from Cooperia oncophora, 237 nucleotides. NCBI's taxonomy places the organism in Eukaryota, Metazoa, Nematoda, Chromadorea, Rhabditida, Trichostrongylidae. The record is from the annotation of a GenBank genome assembly.
AUGUCAGGAAUACUGACGCGGCUCGUGGCCGGAGGCGGUUCCGUCACACGAGCGUUGCUUGGAGUUCGAAAUCCUCGAAUGUUGGAAUCAACUGCAGGCUUCAAGGUGAAGUCUCGUUUGAAGCUGCGAUGCAAAAGCUGCUACUUCAUUCGUGUCAAUGGUCGUUUGCAUGUUGAAUGCAAUGAGCAUCCACGACAUAAAGCUCGGGAAAUAUUCAAUGUAAAGUUACUUUGGUAG